Molecule: messenger RNA, 2689 nt
Organism: Impatiens glandulifera
Lineage: Eukaryota; Viridiplantae; Streptophyta; Magnoliopsida; Ericales; Balsaminaceae
Product: DNA replication licensing factor MCM7
Exons: 15
Coding region: 89-2260 (723 amino acids)
Biological process (GO): DNA replication; DNA replication initiation; double-strand break repair via break-induced replication
Cellular component (GO): MCM complex; nucleus
Molecular function (GO): single-stranded DNA binding; single-stranded DNA helicase activity; ATP binding
Source: RefSeq, a predicted model, not a curated record
AGGGCUUACUUCAUUUCUCUGUUUGUUCUUAUUUCUCACCCCUAUUUUCUGCCCGCCGACCGCCGACCGCCAAUCUCUCUCUCUAAAGAUGGCAUCGAAGGCUGUCAUGGAUUUCGACUUCAGUAGGGACAAAGAUAUAGCGAAAGAUUUUCUUUCCAAUUUCGCCAACGCCGAUGGUGAAGCCAAAUACAUGAAACUUUUUCAAGAAGUUGCGAACCACAAGGUCAAGGCUAUCCAAAUUGAAAUCGAAGACCUAUUGGAUUAUAAAGAUGUGGACGAAGAUUUUGUUAGACGGGUCACUGAUAAUACCAAGAGAUAUCUUGGAAUUUUUGCUAAUGCAAUUGAUGAGCUUAUGCCUGAAGCAACUGAACCAUUUCCUGAUGAUGACCAAGAUAUCUUGAUGACCCAACGAGCUGAGGACGGGAGUGAAAACGUGGAGGGUUCUGAUCCAAAACAAAUGAUGCCACCGGAGAUCAAACGCUACUAUGAGGUUUACAUCACAGGGUCUUCCAAGGGUCGACCAUUUACUAUUAGGGAAGUCAAGGCUUCUUCCAUUGGCCAGCUUGUGAGCAUAUCGGGUAUCAUUACACGAUGCUCAGAUGUGAAGCCUUUGAUGCAAGUAGCUGUAUACACUUGUGAUGAAUGUGCUUUUGAAAUCUACCAGGAGGUAACAGCUAGGGUAUUUAUGCCUCUGUUUGAGUGCCCAACCAGUCGCUGUAAAACAAACAUUACAAAAGGGAACCUAAUCCUUCAACUUAGAGCAUCAAAGUUUUUGAGGUUCCAGGAGGCCAAGAUUCAAGAGUUAUCUGAGCAUGUUCCAAAAGGUCAUAUUCCACGGACAAUGACUGUUCACUUUAGGGGAGAACUCACCAGAAAGGUUGCUCCAGGAGAUGUUGUAGAGAUAUCAGGGAUUUUUCUACCAAUUCCUUACACUGGCUUCCGAGCUAUGCGAGCUGGUCUAGUUGCAGAUACAUACUUGGAGGCCAUGUCUGUUUCACAUUUCAAGAAAAAAUAUGAAGAGUACGAACUAAGAGGAGAUGAGAAAGAACAAAUUGCCAAGUUAGCUGAUGAUGGUGAUAUGUAUAAUAAGUUGUCACAAUCUUUAGCACCUGAAAUAUAUGGCCACGUAGAUAUUAAGAAGGCACUUCUUCUACUUCUUGUUGGCGCUCCUCAUAGAAAACUUAAAGAUGGAAUGAGGAUCAGAGGAGAUCUGCAUAUUUGUCUGAUGGGUGACCCAGGAGUGGCAAAAAGUCAGCUUCUGAAGCAUAUAAUAAAUGUUGCGCCUAGGGGAGUUUACACCACAGGAAAAGGAAGCAGUGGAGUUGGUCUAACUGCUGCUGUACAAAGAGAUCCAGUAACAAAUGAGAUGGUCCUUGAAGGGGGGGCUCUGGUGCUAGCUGAUAUGGGUAUAUGUGCCAUAGAUGAGUUUGAUAAGAUGGAUGAGUCUGACAGGACAGCAAUACAUGAAGUAAUGGAGCAACAGACUGUAAGCAUUGCAAAAGCAGGGAUCACUACAUCUCUCAAUGCCAGAACAGCUGUUCUUGCUGCUGCAAAUCCAGCCUGGGGACGUUAUGACAUGAGAAGGACCCCAGCUGAAAAUAUUAAUCUCCCUCCAGCCUUAUUGUCAAGAUUUGAUCUUCUGUGGUUGAUAUUGGAUAGAGCAGACAUGGAUAGUGAUCUUGAAUUGGCUAGACAUGUUGUCUAUGUCCAUCAGAACAAAGAAUCUCCUGCUCUUGGGUUCACUCCUCUUGAGCCAUCAGUUCUGCGGGCAUAUAUAUCUGCUGCAAGGAAAGUAUCGCCUUCUGUCCCAAGAGAGCUGGAGGAGUAUAUUGCCAGUGCCUACUCAAGCAUCCGGCAAGAAGAAGCAAAAUCAAACAGUCCCCAUUCAUAUACUACAGUCAGGACACUACUUAGCAUCCUCCGUAUAUCUGCUUCUCUUGCUCGGCUGCGAUUUUCUGAAUCGGUUCUUCAAAGUGACGUGGAUGAGGCGCUGAGAUUAAUGCAGAUGUCAAAGUUUUCAUUGUACUCAGAGGAUAGGCAAAGGAGUGGACUGGAUGCAAUAUCUGAUAUAUACUCAAUAUUGAGAGAUGAAGCGGCAAGGAGCAAUAAAAUGGAUGUCAGAUAUGGCGAUGCUCUUAACUGGAUAUCUAGAAAGGGUUAUAGUGAGGCCCAACUGAAGGAAUGUUUGGAGGAAUACGCAUCGUUGAAUGUGUGGCAGAUCCAUCCAAAUACUUUUGACAUCCGUUUUAUUGACAUUUGAAGAAAUCAUCAUCAUCAUCAAACUAUUGUAUUAUUAUUAACAGUACUAGUACUAGGAAGCAUAAUUUCCAAGUGAUGGCAAACCAAAGUUACUUAUUUGUGAGGUUGGGAGUAUAGUUUAGUAUUUACCAUUCUGUGUAUGGAUUUCAUUUCAUUUCAUUGCUCAUCUCAUUUAUAAUUGUCUAACGUUAUUUUUCAUCUGGAAAAACCUACCCUCAUAUGUUUUGUGUCCCAUUGUAGCCAUCUAUGUUUUAUAGUACUUCAAUGUUUGGUAGAUAUUUGUUUUAACUUUAAUUAGUUUGUAUUUGAAGUUUCCCAGACAGAAGUUAUUGUUACCUAGUUUUCAAUUUUUACUUAUUUCAUAUUGUUAGCAUAGCAUGUAACUUUUCUUUUGCUUGUUUACUUUUUUAUAUAUUAUUUUACUGUGAGA